GUGAUGCGUAUGCAGACGUGGUGAUAAAGGCUCACGCCGUCGAACAGUACGACAUGUACACGACUUUACAUCCGCUGGUGCGUUUCGCUUCCUACAUUGAUGGCACAGCGCUUGGCGUCAACAGCAAUUGCAAGCAGAGGGUGAUUGACCAGGCGGUGGAUGCUACAAAAGGCUUCUUCAAGGUUGCACGGGCAUUAGGGGCCAGCAUCAACGAGAAGCUUGCCAUCAUUGCGAGCACCAAAGCCAUAAGUGAUGAAGUCAGUCGCCGACUUCACCUUGAUUUGAAGAUCAGCUUGAAGAGUACGGCGUAUCUGGGCACCGACGUUUCUGGAGGCAGGGCUCGGAAUGUCAAAGGUACGCGCGGGAAGUUUCGGGCAAGACAGAAUGCGUAUGGCAGAAGGCUGAGGAAGCUACGGAAGUUCAAGAAGGUGCUCGCUGGCAAAAAGACGGAGAGAAUUGGGAAGAUCUACCGUGUUGGUGCGAGGCCUGCAUACACGUUCGGGGUGGAGGUCAACGGGGUCAACGACGUGGAGCUACUGCAGUUAAGGCGGGAGUACAACAAGCACGUUAAGCCCAACCACGGCGGCACCUCCGCGAGCGCGAAGCUGGUGCUGCUAGGCCUGAUACCGCAGCUGUUCCACUUGAAUUGCUGGAAGCUUGGUGGAGAAGGGCAGUUACCGAACCUGGAGAAGUCAAGCAGUGGAGUAAAACACGUGGUCCCCUUCAGCGUGCAGCACUCUCAGUACAACGAGCUGGGUGGCAAACGCGUACAGGGUGCCUCUGGAUCAACCAUCGAGGCGAUGAGGAAGUUCAACAAAUACCAGACAUUCUGUAUCAUGAACUGCGCAUGUGAUGGAGUAUGGACACGUCAAAAAGCGAAGGAGAAAGGAUACCUAACGGACGGCAAGUGCGAGUGUGGGGACGAGGACACUCUGGUGCAUAGGCUGGCGGAGUGCACUCGUCCAGAAGUCGUGGAAGCACGACAUGAAGCUGGAAUCCCCGAGUCGUUCCUUCAGGAGCUACGCCAAGCGCCAGAUGAUCGCGUCGUCACCCAAGGGGCUUUCGCAUAUCCUGAGUGGGAAAUUCCUGAAAUGCAACUAGGCACUGGCAGCGUGAUUCUCGACGGUGAUGGCAACGAUUUCGAUUGCACGCCCGAGACCAUGGCCGCGACAGUGCUGGCUGAGACGGAUUUGGAGAUGGAGCUUUCUUUCGACGGGGGCUGCACGAAGCCAGAUAUCCUGGAGCUACAACGCGCUGGAUGGGCUAUCGCUUUAAUGGAUCCACAUUCGGACAAAGUACUAUGUACGAUGCACGCACCAGUGCCAGCUUCGCUUCCGCAAUCCUCGGCGAUGGCAGAGUAUUUAGCCUACGCGUACACAGGACAGGCGGCAGACCGACCUACCAACGGAUACGCGGACUUCAUGGGCACGGUCAGACUGGCGGCCCUCACGCACGAGCAGCAGUUACGGUCCAAGUCGGCAUACGCGUGCGUGGCCAUGUUUGCUCAGAGCCUUCCUGGAUCCCAUUUCCUCCGCAGCGUGACGCACGUGAAGGCACACCGUUCGGGAGCGGAGUAUGCUGGCCUGGAUGUGGCCACAAGGAGGAUCACAGAUGCCAAUGUCUAUGCGGACGUUCGAGCCAAAGCUGGUGCGGCGAUGCAUGCAACCAUCAGCGAGGAUUUCGCGAUGGCUAUCGACACGGCCACUGUGAGGAUCAAACAUUUCGCGCAGUUGGUAGCGGCCGUGCUACCCUUGUUUGAUCGUGAUGGGCAAGAGCGAUGGACAAGGCGAGCUGCCCAAGUCAAGAGGGUAAGGAGUACGCGCACCGAUGGAUGGCACCAGUGGGAGGAAGGAAGUUUCGGUCUUCAAUGCAAGGCGUGCUUGAAGCUCAACAGCCCAGGGAUGGAAGUUAUGCUCAAUGGCUGCGCUGGCACCCCUACCUUCCUCAAGGCUUUCCUCAACCAACCACUCGGACAUCACCUCGUGGCGGUGAACCAGAAGGGUGACGGGCUCAGCGACGACGCGGUGCCCACGGUCUUUGUCUGCGUAGGCUGCGGUGCAUGGGCACAACAACGUCGACGGCAGAAACUCCGAAGGCAGUGCAAGCCACCAACCAGACAAGGCAUAGAAGUUCUGACGAAUCUACGGCGGGGCUUAGGCCCACACAAGACGCUGGCGAGGCACAUGGACUUGACGAUCCCCCUGUGCAAGCUCAUGCCCAUGACCCUGCCCCCGCUGGUCUCGAAGACCUGUGUCAGCCGACCUGUGGCGCUGGCGGAGGUCACGGGGUACGAGCACAAGAUGGCAGCAAUGAUGGAAAGGAUAAAGGCAAAGGAAAAGGCAAAGCGCGAGCAGGACGAUGACAACAACACGAUACUCGCGCGCCCGGGGCACAUCAGUGUCGCCAAGUCAAUGGAAUGCCCCCCGUGGUACAACAGCAUGGCGAUCACCUACCCGCAGCCGCUGAAGACGGAGUCGGUGAUGAUGACGGUGCACGCUGCAGCCAAGACGGAAAGGAGGCAGGAGCAGGGCCUCAUCCGAGCAGCGAAGGUGGAAAGGAGGCAGGAGCAGGGCCUCAACCACAUGACGGAGACGUCGGUCUCGCCAGGGACCGCGUCGGAAAGGGGGCAGGAGCAGGGCCCCAGCCGAGCGGUCGCGGCGGAAAGGAGGCGGGAGCAGGGCCUCAACCGCAUGAUGGAGGUGCGCAGCAGAGAGGACGAGCAAG
Molecule: messenger RNA, 2724 nt
Organism: Prorocentrum cordatum
Lineage: Eukaryota; Dinophyceae; Prorocentrales; Prorocentraceae
Source: the annotation of a GenBank genome assembly